This is a messenger RNA of Scaptodrosophila lebanonensis, 1771 nucleotides long. RefSeq lists its product as uncharacterized. The record is from RefSeq and is a predicted model, not a curated record. Gene Ontology annotation, biological process: regulation of DNA-templated transcription. Gene Ontology annotation, molecular function: protein binding. The transcript has 9 exons. Lineage: Eukaryota; Metazoa; Arthropoda; Insecta; Diptera; Drosophilidae. The coding region runs from base 1 to 1512 and encodes 503 amino acids.
AUGGUAUCGAGGAGAAAAAUUCUAUCACGUUCCCGUGAUGAUCUAAGCCUGGAUCAGUCAUUCCAUCCGCAAGAGGAGGAAGAAGACGUUUGGUACCAAAAAGACAAAUUAUAUAAGGAACAUAUACAGGAAGUGCUCGACAAAUGGACGCAAAUCGACGACGAAAUCUGGGCCAAAGUAAUUGUCUUCGAGCGAAAUCGUCGGGUGGCAAAGGCAUAUGCCCGUGCACCCGUGCUAACCAUCAAUGGCUCCGAUGAUGGAUUCGAUGGCAUGCGCAUUGGUCUGUGCGGCUUUGACAAUCCCAUGCGCGAUCAAAAAACAGAGGAACUUAAACGCGUCAUCGGACAGGGCGUCAAGAUCAAAAUGGACGAUGCUGGAAACAUACUUGUGCGUCGGUAUGCCAAAAGCAACGUCUUCGUGAAGAGUACUGCCAACAGUCCCAAUGAGGAAACAUCCAUUGGUGCCGAAAUCUUGAAGUUACCAAAUCAAGCGCUCGAAAGCGAAAAAAUAGUCAAGCUCUUCGAUAUGAAAAAGUUUCAGUCGAACGUAAAUCGUGAACUGCGUCGUGCCUAUCCAGAUCGUCGCCGCUUGGAGACGCAGUGCCUAUCGGCUGUGGCCUUUGUCAGAUCAGAGAAUGACAUUUUGGAGUGCCCCAUUUGGGUGCUCAUUGUGAAUGUGGUAGCCAUGGAUAUGCUAAAGAGCAAGCUGCCACCAGUGCAACGGCCAAUAGUCGAUAUCAAGAAUCGCCCGCGUAUACCCAUACCUGACGAGGAUCCUUACAGUGUGGCCGGCAAUGGCAGUGGUGGUAGUUCGGGCAGCUCCGGCUUCGGCAGCGGUCACCAGCAGCAGCUGUCGUCCGCAAAACAUUCGAAUAAUGGCACCGGUCAUGUGGCAGCCACUCGUGAACAAUUGUUACUCCAAACACAACAAUUGGCGCACAAGCGUAGCGAGAAGCCGCCGAAAUUGCCGCCGAGGGACAAUAUAUACUCGCACGAAAUAAUUCCAAAGCCGGACUAUGAUGACAUUGAUUUGGAAACCAGAAUCAAAUUGUCGCGUGGCAAAUCGGAUAAAGGCAAAGACAACAAGAAAUAUGAUGAUCCCUACUAUUGCGGCUUGCGUGCACGCGUGCCCAACUUUGUCAAAUCGUCCAAGUCAGGCUCGAAGGAUCAAAGAGACAGUGUCAUGAUGGGCAACAGCAACGGCAACAGCGGCAUGAACACACUGAGCCAUAAGAAGACCUCGAUGAUACACAAUCAUCUGUCUGGCAUGCAUCCACACCACUUACAACACCAGCAGCAACAGCUAAUGGCCGCUGCGGCUGCUGCCCAUGCCGUCCACCAUCCUAGCCAUCACCAGCAUAACCAUUCCAUUUGGCAGACGCGCAGCUAUGAGAGUGGUAUAGAUUCCGACCUUGUCGAAUCACCGUACAGUCACAUCUAUGGACGCCAUUUGCAACUACCGACGCGUGGCUAUAUACCAACACCUCGUAUGUUCAUUGGGGAAUGGGACUGAUGAGGAAAAGCUUCGCUAAAAAUCAUUGGGCACGAGCACGAGUCGCUUGGGUGAAUGAUCACAAUACCAAUACUGAAAGAGCACAAGGCAGCAGUAAAUAUUAAGGCACACAAAUGAUUUAUAUACUUAAGCGUUAUAUAUACACAAUAUAUACAUAUAUACAUAAACUGAAAUAAAAUAUUGACUUGCGAUUGCAGCGCUUAUUUAAGUCAAUUUUGAAACAAGCAUUGACGCCUUCAUACGUGUGGCCUACAGCCGA